Molecule: messenger RNA, 474 nt
Organism: Serpula lacrymans var. lacrymans S7.9
Lineage: Eukaryota; Fungi; Basidiomycota; Agaricomycetes; Boletales; Serpulaceae
Exons: 2
Coding region: 1-474 (157 amino acids)
Source: RefSeq, a predicted model, not a curated record
AUGUCUGACUCUGACCCAAAGUUCCAUCCCUUGCUCGUCUCUGGCGCUGAAAAGUGUCCUGGGACUGACACUGAAGCAAUAGAGAAAUGGGAGUUGAGAGCUGAAAAGGCUGCUGGUGCAUUAUACCUCAAUGUCACCAAAGAGCAGCGCAUCCAUCUUGAUGGCAUCAUUGAUGAUCCUGUCAAGAUCUGGGAGAAACUGGCCAUUGUGCACGUCUCUAAGAAGCCUGGGACGAGAUUUAACGCCUAUGACGACUUCUUCUCUAUCAGAAAGAAGGAGGACGAGUCCCUGCAGUCUCUCAUGACCAGGAUUGACGAAGGCAUGCAUCAGAUUCAAAAUCUUCGUCCUACAGGGUUCUCAUUGUCUGAAUUGGACGAUGAAUUGACAUGCAUGGCCAUGAUUAGGGCGCUUCCUGAUCAAUAUGCCCACUUCACUUCGUCUCUACUACUUCUGGGCACCUUGGAUAAAACUUAG